This is a messenger RNA of Dracunculus medinensis (Guinea worm), 1005 nucleotides long. The record is from the annotation of a GenBank genome assembly. NCBI's taxonomy places the organism in Eukaryota, Metazoa, Nematoda, Chromadorea, Rhabditida, Dracunculidae.
AUUGGUAUUGGCGGAAAUAUUCUAAAUUUGGUGACAUUACGUAGUCCAACAUUACAAACGGUUCCAUUUAUGUAUAUACGAUCAAUUGCUAUUUUUGAUUUUAUAGGUCUUUGCUUAAUUUCACUUCAUUUUGGCCUCGAAUUAGUUCCUAAACCUUCCUAUAGCCAAAUGUUUUAUACAACGUACGUCGAGGAAUGCCUCAUUAACGCAUUUCUUGUUGCUAGUGUCUAUUGCGCUCUCUUGCUAACUAGUGAAAGAUAUUUGCUAAUAACACAUCCACAUAAACGACGAACAACCGAUCCAAAAUAUAUGGCGCAAAUGAAAAUUGCAAUUUUAUUGUUAUGUUGUGUUGUUCUUCACUUACCGAUGGCAGCACAAAAUAAAUUGAGGAAUAACAAUGGUAAAUGGCAUAAAGGAAAUAAUAUUGAAUUUCUUUGCUCCGAACCCGUAUUUACAUUAUAUAAUUAUUAUAAAAUGUCACGAGAAUUUCUACGAUUUUUAUCGAUAAUUAUUAUGGUUAUUCUUAAUAUUAUAAUUGCAAGAAAAUUGCAAAUAACAAAGAAAAAACGUCGUUUGAUGAUUUUACGACCAACAACAAAUCCGUUAAACACUAAAAAAACUAAAACUACCACUUUUCAUGUGAGAUAUUCGAGUCAAGAUCAUUCUACAAGAACAGAAAAUUCAUUAAUGAGAAGUUUUACGGAAAAAAAGCUAACUGCACUAAUGGUUGCGAUUUGCUUGAUUUUUAUGAUAGGUAAUUUACCGCAAACAUUCGUUAUGGUUUUACAAAAUGAAGCACGAGAAACGAAUUAUGAAUUUCAGUUUAUUCGAAAUAUUGCGAAUUUAUUCGAAGUUCUCAAUCAUUGCUUGAAUUUUUAUGUUUUUUGUAUGGCAAGCAGUGAAUAUAUGAGAGCAUUUAUAACAAAAUGCAUGUGCCUUCAUGGAAUUUUUUCUCAUAUUACAUGGUAUAAACGAUCCAUAAAUUUUCCAGAAAACAACAAGUAA